AUGGAUCCAUACCACGACUAAAACAUGCAUGACCCACGCGGCUUCCCCAUCCACCCGCAGCCGUACCACCUCCACCCCACGGCCGGCGGCCUCGGCGAGGGCAGGAUGCGGGGCGGCGGGCGGCGGCGCCCCGGCGCCAAGCUCUCCACCGACCCGCAGAGCGUGGCGGCGCGGGAGCGGCGGCACCGGAUCAGCGACCGCUUCCGCGUGCUCCGCAGCCUCGUGCCGGGCGGCAGCAAGAUGGACACGGUGUCCAUGCUGGAGCAGGCCAUCCACUACGUCAAGUUCCUCAAGGCGCAGGUCACCCUGCACCAGGCCGCGCUCGUGCAGCACGAGGAGGGCUGCCAGCACGCCGACGUCGCCGCGGCGUUCUCCGCCGCCGACGCCGAUCUGGCCCUUGAGCUGAACCAUCGCCACGGCGGCGCCGGCGAUGAUGACGCCGGGAUGACGACGCUGGAGAUGGCGCCGAUGCAAGAGGCGGUGGGCUACGGCGACGGCCCGGCUCAUCAGAUGAUGCAGCAAGCGCUCGAUCCAGCGGGGCAGCUGAUGAUGGGCGGCGCUCAUCAGCUGCCUCCUUUGCCUUGCUGUGUCUUCGUCCAGGAGACUGACCCCUCGUGCUACUCGGUGUGCAAUGUCCACGGUGAGGAGUCUGGUGCGCAAGGAUCUUAUUAGCUAGCUAGUGAGACAGUGGCUUGCUUAGGUAGUUAAUUUCCUUAAGUAUGCUCGAAUAUUGGCUCUACCCACUAGCUGUCUAGCUCUACUUAGCUUACCUAGGUCGUCAACCAAUAUAUUACCGGUUGGUCAUGGUCCCUUAAAUUAGCUAGACUCUUGAUUUCUGUAAGAAUGCAUAUAUGCAUGCAUGGGGUUCUGUUGGAGCAAUGCAUAACAGAGCUUUGUUUUACAUGCAUGCGUGCAUGCUUCCUAGAUAUCAUUCUGAAAUCUGAACUUGUUUGCUCGAUCGCUUAA
Molecule: messenger RNA, 966 nt
Organism: Oryza sativa Japonica Group (Japanese rice)
Lineage: Eukaryota; Viridiplantae; Streptophyta; Magnoliopsida; Poales; Poaceae
Source: RefSeq, a predicted model, not a curated record